Messenger RNA from Penicillium daleae, 1074 nucleotides. Its product is annotated as NADP-dependent oxidoreductase. The transcript is spliced from 5 exons. Lineage: Eukaryota; Fungi; Ascomycota; Eurotiomycetes; Eurotiales; Aspergillaceae. Bases 1 to 1074 code for a protein of 357 amino acids. Gene Ontology annotation, molecular function: oxidoreductase activity. Gene Ontology annotation, cellular component: mitochondrion. The record is from RefSeq and is a predicted model, not a curated record.
AUGCUGUCCAUCAAUAUCACACAAUAUGCCACACCUCAAAAUUAUGAGCUGAGCGAGCUUCCCGCACCGACCGUGGACGAUCCCAAUGACAUCCUCAUCAAAGUCCACGCAGCUAGUAUCAACCCGAUCGACGUGAAAAAGGCAUCCGGUGCUUCCAAGGCGGUAUUAAAAGAUAGCUUCCCGUACAAGAUCGGCUACGACUGCGCUGGCACCGUUGCAGAAAUCGGAUCUCAAGUAACCCGUUUCAAAGUUGGCGAUGAGGUUUACGCUCGACUACCUGAAUGCCAUCGAGGGACGUGGAGUGAACUGGCCAAAACGACCGAAGACUUUGUCGCUUUGAAGCCAAAGAGCCUGUCCAUGGAAGCUUCGGCAUCAAUUCCAUUGGCGGCUAUGACCGCUCUACAGGCUCUUCGGGGGUACCCUGGCAGUCUCGAGGGGAAGACUGUGUUUGUACCUGCUGGCUUGGGUGGCACCGGACUAUUCGCCUGCCAGUUGGCCAAGAAUGUGUUCAAGGCCGGAAAAGUCAUCACAACCGUUUCGACAUCCAAGGUCCCUCAAGUGAAGGAACUUCUAGGUGAUGGAGUCGUGGAUGAAAUCAUCGACUACAGAAAAACGGACCCAAAGACUGCCAUCCCUCCGCAGUCGGUUGACUUUCUUUUUGAUACGACUGGAGACUCCAUGACCUAUCUGUCGCUCAUGCGAAAGACAGGUGCCAUCGUUUCCAUCUCCAUCCUGACUUCGGGAGAUACCUUGCAAAACUCAAGUCUCAUGCGGCUAUCACCUGACAAGAAUAACAGAGCGACAGUGCCAUUCACUGUCCGCGUCGCACUGAAUGUGCUGGAUCGAAUUCGUACGAUUCGUGCAUCACGAUAUGGUGUCAAGUACUCGGCUAUCUUUCUGGAACCCAACGCCAAAGAUCUGGAAUCCAUUCAUGAGUGGGUUGAAUCGGGCCAACUACGUACAGUUGUUGGAACAAAAGUGCCUUUCAACGAUCUUCAGGCUGUUCGCGAUGCGUGCCAGGUUGUGUAUGACUCGAAAGGUGGAGUUGGAAAAUCGGUGAUCACAUUUGUGUGA